Molecule: messenger RNA, 498 nt
Organism: Phytophthora sojae
Lineage: Eukaryota; Oomycota; Peronosporomycetes; Peronosporales; Peronosporaceae
Exons: 1
Cellular component (GO): nucleus
Molecular function (GO): DNA binding
Source: RefSeq, a predicted model, not a curated record
CUCAAAAAUCUGCGCAGACUGAUCGACGACUAUAAUCCUAGAGACGUGUUCAAUUUGGACGAGACCGGACUAUUUUACCAGAUGCCGCCGCGGAAACUUCAAGGUGGCAAGACCAAAAGACCAAAACAUUUGACAGUCGGCCUGUGCUGCAACAUGGACGGCAGCGAGAAGCUGGAGCCCGUCGUGAUCCACAGCGAGCAAAAUGGGCUCGACGGGACCCAAAUUCCAGUGCGACAUUAUGCCAAUGCUCAAGCCUGGAUGACGGGGGACAACUUUACCGACUGGCUGCAAGCUUUCAACGCGCUGAUGAAAGAUCGCCAUGUGCUGCUGUUGGUGGACAACGCGCCGUGUCAUGGCACGACGGAGUUUGAGCUGUCGAAUGUUCGGGUGUAUUUCCUACCGCCCAACACUCCGUCCCACCUCCAGCCGAUGCGAGCGGGGAUCAUCCAGCAGUUCAAAAUUCACGUUAAGGCGCUUGGUGUGCAGCGGAUUCUGGAC